Sciurus carolinensis (gray squirrel) is the source of this 465-nucleotide messenger RNA. Its product is annotated as synaptonemal complex protein 3-like. Gene Ontology annotation, biological process: meiotic cell cycle; spermatid development. Lineage: Eukaryota; Metazoa; Chordata; Mammalia; Rodentia; Sciuridae. Gene Ontology annotation, cellular component: synaptonemal complex. Bases 142 to 465 code for a protein of 107 amino acids. The record is from RefSeq and is a predicted model, not a curated record. The transcript has 6 exons.
CGCCGGCAGAGGACCGGCGGGCUGCUGACACGCGCAGGAGGCCGAGGCCCUCAGAGGAGCGUCGCGGUCGCGGGUCGCCCAGCUGGUGCGUCCCUGCCCUCUCGAGGUUCCAGAGUCGGUGCAGCGCGGGUGGCCACGGCCAUGGCGCCCACGGCAAGGAAGAGCUUGGGGAGAGCUGCCAAGGCCCCGGUGGAGGCUCCGGACCUGUCCGUCUAUGACUUCGACUGCCCAGCAAGCAGUUCGGGAGUUGAUGACAGUUGGGAGGAGAGUUCUUUGACAGAAGGACACGAGCAAGACCUGAGGAAUGAACUACAGAAUAUGUUGGCAAAGUUUCAAGGGGACAUCAAGAAGCUUCUUCAGGCAAAGAGGAAAAGCUUCAAAAUGAGCAUCAGUGCUUCGGUCAAAACCAUUAAGCAGAAGAUUGAGCAUGUUCUGAAAAACAGCACCAGCAAAGGUUGCAAUUGA